CACACUCUCAUUGAACACUCACAGCCUCAUCCAAAUGACUCUCACUCUCUCUCUUCCCUUCUCAAACCUCUCUCUCUCCCUCUCCUCCCACCACCGCCUCAGACUCUCCCCAUUCCGGGCGGCCCAACAAAUCUCCGUCGACUCCCCACCACCCGAGCCGUCCUCACCCCGGCUCACCAAAACCGGAGUCAUCGUCAUUGGCGCCGGUCUAGCCGGUUUAGCCGCCGCCACCAAGCUCAGCUCCGAGAGCAUAAAUUUCCUCCUCCUCGAAGCUUCCGACGGCGUCGGCGGCCGAGUUCGGACCGACGCCGUCGAUGGCUUCCUUCUGGACCGCGGUUUCCAGAUCUUCAUCACGGCUUACCCCGAAGCCCAAAAACUCCUCGAUUACGAAACCCUAGACCUCCGCAGAUUCUACUCCGGCGCGAGGGUUUACUACGAUGGAAAAUUCCACACCGUAGCCGACCCAUUACGCCACUUCUCCGACUCCUUACAAACCCUAACCAACCCAAUUGGAACACUGUUGGACAAAUUGCUCAUCGCGUUGACCCAAAUUAGGGUUUUGACCAAAUCCGACGAUGAAAUUCUGUCCGCAGAUGAGAUUUCGACCAUUGACUUGUUGAGGAAUAUUGGGUUUUCGGAUUCAAUGGUUGAUCGAUUCUUUCGACCGUUCUUCGGCGGGAUUUUCUUUGACAGAGAGCUCGAGACGACGUCGAGGCUCUUCGAUUUCGUCUUCAAGUGUCUUGCUCUCGGCGACAAUACUAUUCCGGCGAAGGGAAUUUCAGCUAUCCCUGAGCAAUUAGCUGAAAAAUUGCCGGAAAAAUCGAUCCGUUUGAGUUCGAGAGUUGUUUCGAUCGAUUUGGAGUCGGAGUCAGCGACUGUGAGAUUAGAGAACGGUGAGGUUUUAAAGAGUGAGCUUGGAGUCAUAGUGGCAGUUGAAGAACCGGAAGCGGUUAAGCUUUUGGCGGGAAAGCUGAAGAGCGAACCGGUUCGGAGGAAAAAACCGGUUCGAAGUACGGUUUGUUUGUACUUCUCGGCGGAUCAGGGUCAGCUACCGGUUCAGGACCCGGUAUUGUUCCUUAACGGGUCGGGAAUAGGAAUUGUGAACAAUAUGUUUUUUGCAACAAAUGUGGCUCCUUCUUACGGUCCACCAGGGAAGGCUUUGGUAUCGGUUUCACUAAUUGGGUUGUUUGAUGAUGUGUGUGAUGAGGAUCUAACGGUUCAGGUUGUUCAAGAGCUUUCAGAUUGGUUUGAGAGUUCGAUGGUGGGGUCGUGGAAGCACUUGAGAACGUACAGGAUCGGGUUUGCACAGCCGAAUCAAAGCCCGCCCACGGAUUUGAAGAAGGACCCGAGAGUCGGGCCGGGUUUGUACUUGUGUGGUGAUCACCAAACUAGUGCUACAUUUGAUGGGGCUUUGGUGUCUGGGAGAAAAGCAGUUGAGGUUCUUUUAAGAAAUAGGGUGGUUCAACAAGUUUAAUUCCCCCAAUUUUUAAUAUUUGUUGUUAUUUGUGCGCUGUGAACCCAUUUUGUCCAAUACCCUUUAUUAUAUUUGUAUAUUAAUUAAUGGAUUGUGAUUGGCAAUAAUUUUAUUAUUUAUUUAUAUA
Cornus florida is the source of this 1601-nucleotide messenger RNA. RefSeq names its product polyamine oxidase 2. Lineage: Eukaryota; Viridiplantae; Streptophyta; Magnoliopsida; Cornales; Cornaceae. The coding region runs from base 35 to 1474 and encodes 479 amino acids. The transcript has a single exon. The record is from RefSeq and is a predicted model, not a curated record. Gene Ontology annotation, molecular function: oxidoreductase activity.